AUGAAUCGAACAUUGACAGAAAGAGCCAGAAGCAUGCGCAUACAUUCGGGUCUACCCAAACAGUUUUGGGCAGAAGCGGUCAAUACAACAUCCUACCUAAUAAAUCGUGGACCAUCGGUACCUUUGAAGCAUCGAAUACCAGAAGAGGUAUGGAUUGGCAAAGAGGUAAAUCUUUCAUGGUUGAAAGUUUUUGGUUGUAUUGCAUAUGUGCAUAUUAGGGUUUUUAAGUACAAGAAUGGAUCAAACUCUGUUCUAGUUGUGAAGAAAGAUGAUUAUGACAAGUGCAACACAGAGAAGCCGAUCAUGAAGAUGGACGAUGGUGAUUCAGUCUUUAAGUUUGAUCGGUCGGGUCCAUUCUUCUUCAUCAGUGGAAACAAAGAUAAUUCCCAAAAGGAUCAGAAGCUCAUCGUUGUUGUUUUGGCAAUCAGAAACCAUAACAAGUUUCCCCCGGUGGCCGUACCUCCAGCGCCGGUGGGUCAGACUCCAGCAUCGUCACCGUCACCAACAAAGUCCUCCCCUUCGCCAGCCCCAGCUACAACACCAUCUCCAAUUUCUCAUACUACGUCAGCAACGUCACUGUCACCCAUAUGA
Molecule: messenger RNA, 591 nt
Organism: Cornus florida
Lineage: Eukaryota; Viridiplantae; Streptophyta; Magnoliopsida; Cornales; Cornaceae
Product: early nodulin-like protein 18
Exons: 2
Coding region: 1-591 (196 amino acids)
Molecular function (GO): electron transfer activity
Source: RefSeq, a predicted model, not a curated record